This is a messenger RNA of Helicoverpa zea (corn earworm), 5921 nucleotides long. RefSeq names its product voltage-dependent calcium channel type A subunit alpha-1 (gene cac). The transcript has 32 exons. NCBI's taxonomy places the organism in Eukaryota, Metazoa, Arthropoda, Insecta, Lepidoptera, Noctuidae. Gene Ontology annotation, molecular function: high voltage-gated calcium channel activity; calcium ion binding. Bases 53 to 4651 code for a protein of 1532 amino acids. Gene Ontology annotation, cellular component: membrane; voltage-gated calcium channel complex. Gene Ontology annotation, biological process: chemical synaptic transmission; calcium ion import across plasma membrane. The record is from RefSeq and is a predicted model, not a curated record.
GGCAGCGCAGGAGGCGGCGGGGGCGCAGGCUCGCGCGGCGCCAGCUGAUACCAUGGGCGGCGCGCACCAGCCCGCUACUCCAGGGCCCAGCUCACUCUUUAUAUUUGCCGACGAAAAUCCUAUUCGGAGGUACACAAAGUUCAUCAUCGAGUGGCCGCCCUUCGAGUACGCGGUGCUGCUUACCAUCAUCGCCAACUGCGUGGUGCUGGCGCUGGAGGAGCAUUUGCCUAACGGCGAUAAGACCAUCUUAGCACAGAAUCUGGAAAAGACCGAGGCGUACUUUUUAGGAAUAUUUUGUGUAGAAGCCUCGUUAAAAAUCUUAGCCUUAGGUUUUGUUUUACACAGGGGAUCGUAUCUUAGGAACGUUUGGAACAUCAUGGAUUUUUUCGUUGUAGUAACUGGUAUCAUCACGCAGCUGCCGAUCGCGCCAGCCGACGUCGACUUCAGGACCUUGCGUGCCAUUAGGGUGCUGAGGCCCCUUAAAUUAGUAUCGGGCGUUCCUAGUCUGCAAGUGGUACUGAAGUCCAUCAUAAAGGCGAUGGCGCCGUUGCUGCAGAUCGGCCUCUUGGUGCUUUUCGCGAUAGUCAUCUUCGCUAUUAUCGGCCUCGAGUUCUACUCAGGGGCGCUGCAUAAGACUUGUUAUAAUUUAGAAGAUAUUAGUGAAAUAGUAAAUGAAGGCGAUAGUGCGACGCCGUGUAACGCGGACAACGUGAGUUUAGCACCAUUUGGCGCGAACGUGUGUGAUUAUGAGAAGAGCACGUGCUUAGAGAAGUGGGAAGGGCCGAACAGGGGCAUUACGUCCUUCGACAACAUCGGCUUCGCUAUGCUCACCGUCUUCCAGUGCAUUACCAUGGAGGGCUGGACCGCAAUCCUCUAUUGGACAAAUGACGCUCUAGGUAGUGCGUUCAACUGGAUUUACUUUGUGCCUCUCAUAGUAUUGGGUUCAUUCUUUAUGCUCAACUUAGUUCUCGGUGUCCUUAGCGGUGAGUUCGCUAAAGAAAGAGAGAAAGUAGAAAAUAGACAAGAAUUUCUUAAAUUAAGAAGACAGCAGCAACUUGAGAGAGAACUCAAUGGUUACGUUGAGUGGAUUUGUAAAGCAGAGGAAGUAAUAUUAGCAGAAGAGAGAACAACAGAGGAAGAAAAAAUGCACAUAAUAGAAGCACGGAGAAGAGCAGCGGCCAAAAAGAAGUUAAAAAACCUUGGUAAAAGUAAAAGCACAGAUACAGAAGAGGAAGAACAAGAUGAAGACUGCGGUGAUGACGGUUUUCUAAAAAGCAAAGCUCGGUCAGCCGGGAGGUUUGCGGACUUCUGGCGGGCUGAGAAGAGGUUUCGGUUUUGGAUCAGGCACACAGUGAAGACCCAGUGGUUCUACUGGUUCGUCAUUGUCUUGGUGCUCUUCAACACGAUAUGCGUCGCUGUAGAGCAUUAUAGACAACCCAAGUGGCUGACUUCGUUUUUAUACUAUGCCGAAUUUGUGUUCCUGGGGUUGUUCAUGAUGGAAAUGUGGGUGAAGAUGUAUGCGCUUGGGCCGCGAAUCUACUUCGAGUCGUCCUUCAACCGGUUCGACUGCGUGGUCAUCUCCGGCUCCAUCUUCGAGGUCGUGUGGUCAGAAGUCAAGGGAGGCUCCUUCGGUCUAUCUGUCCUGAGAGCUCUAAGACUGCUGAGGAUAUUCAAGGUCACCAAGUACUGGUCAUCGCUUCGGAACCUGGUGAUCUCUCUCCUCAACUCAAUGAGAUCCAUCAUCUCGCUGCUGUUCCUGCUCUUCCUGUUCAUCCUCAUCUUCGCGCUGCUUGGCAUGCAGCUGUUUGGGGGACAGUUCAACUUCGAGGACGGCACGCCGCCGACCAACUUCAACACCUUUCCUAUCGCGUUGUUAACUGUCUUCCAGAUCCUAACAGGUGAAGAUUGGAACGAAGUGAUGUAUGAUGGCAUCCAAUCUCAGGGCGGUAUCCAGAGGGGCAUGAUCUACUCUCUGUACUUUGUCAUCCUCGUCUUGUUUGGCAACUACACGCUACUGAACGUGUUCCUUGCCAUCGCUGUCGACAACUUGGCUAACGCCCAGGAAUUGACAGCGGCAGAAGAGGAACAAGUCGAGGAGGACAAGGAGAAACAGCUCCAAGAAUUGGAGAAAGAGAUGGGUGCAUUACACGCGGUGGACGGCUCUCCACCGGGAGUAGAUCUAAGUCCCUCUUCGCCGACGAGUAGGAAGAACAAAAAGAAAGAAGAGGCCAAAAAAGAAGAUGAAGAUGAGGUACCAGAUGGACCAAAACCAAUGCUGCCAUAUUCGUCCAUGUUUAUUUUGUCACCUACUAAUCCAAUUAGGCGAGGCGCACACUGGGUUGUAAAUUUAAGAUAUUUUGAUUUUUUUAUCAUGGUAGUUAUAUGUAUGAGUUCUGCGGCUUUAGCGGCUGAAGACCCCGUAGUGGAAGAGAGUGAUAGGAACAAAAUCCUGAACUACUUCGAUUACGCGUUCACGGGAGUGUUCACGGUGGAGAUGCUGCUGAAGAUCGUGGACCUCGGCAUCCUGUUCCACCCCGGCGCCUACCUGCGCGACUUGUGGAACAUCAUGGAUGCCGCCGUCGUUAUAUGCGCUCUUGUCAGCUUCGGAUUUGAGAUCGGAGGCGUGAAAAAGGGCGCGGGGCAGAAUCUGUCCACAAUAAAAUCGUUAAGAGUGUUACGAGUGCUCAGACCUUUAAAAACUAUAAAACGAGUUCCAAAGUUAAAAGCAGUGUUUGACUGUGUUGUGAACUCUUUGAAAAACGUCAUCAACAUUCUCAUUGUGUACAUAUUGUUUCAAUUCAUAUUCGCUGUAAUUGCAGUUCAACUUUUUAAUGGUAAAUUUUUUCACUGCAACGAUAUCAGUAAGAAUACUUUUGAAGACUGCCAAGGGUCGUAUUUCGUGUACGAGUCAAACAGCUUGCUGCCGAAAGUCAACCAGCGCACGUGGACGACGCAAUCCUUCCAUUACGACAACGUCGCCGUGGCCAUGCUUACGCUGUUCGCUGUGCAGACCGGAGAGGGGUGGCCACAAGUAUUACAAAAUUCAAUGGCCGCCACCUACGAAGACAGGGGACCCAUACAAAAUUUUCGAAUAGAAAUGUCCAUAUUUUAUAUCGUUUACUUCGUGGUGUUUCCUUUCUUCUUUGUUAACAUAUUCGUAGCUCUGAUAAUUAUCACAUUUCAAGAGCAGGGCGAAGCUGAGCUCCAGGAUGGUGAAAUUGAUAAGAAUCAGAAAUCGUGUAUAGACUUCACGAUAGAAGCGCGACCUCUCGAGAGGUAUAUGCCAAGCAAAAGGGCGAGUUUUAAGUACAAAGUGUGGAGAAUAGUUGUCUCUACGCCCUUCGAGUACUUCAUCAUGACGCUCAUCGUCCUCAACACAUUGUUGCUCAUGAUGAAGUUUCACGAGGCUCCACCACUACUCAUGGACAUAUUAACAUUCAUGAACCUCGUCUUUACGACCUUCUUCCUUCUCGAGACCGUAUUGAAGCUGAUCGCCUUCGGGUGUACGAAUUUUUUCAAAGACCCUUGGAAUACAUUCGAUUUCAUUACGGUCAUUGGAAGUAUUAUUGACGCCCUCAUUAUGGAGUUUGGCGAGAACACAUUCAACGUCGGUUUCCUUCGCCUGUUCCGAGCCGCGCGACUGAUCAAGCUGCUCCGACAGGGCUACACUAUUCGGAUACUGCUCUGGACCUUCGUGCAGAGUUUCAAAGCCUUACCCUACGUGUGCCUUCUCAUCGCGAUGCUAUUCUUCAUCUACGCCAUCAUUGGGAUGCAGGUGUUUGGCAAUAUAGAAUUAACACCAGAGUCUGACAUGAACAGACACAACAAUUUUCGAAGCUUCAUUCAAGCACUCAUGCUACUGUUCAGAUGCGCAACGGGCGAGUCGUGGCCCAACAUAAUGUUGGCUUGCCGCAAACCCGCCAAGUGCGACAUAGCAGCUGGAAAGGCCUCCAACGAAGAAUGUGGAAGUACGCUCGCCUACGCCUACUUCGUAUCUUUUAUAUUCUUCUGUUCGUUUCUUAUGUUGAAUUUGUUCGUUGCCGUUAUUAUGGAUAACUUUGACUAUCUAACGAGGGACUCGUCCAUCCUCGGCGCACAUCAUCUUGAUGAAUUUGUUAGAAUAUGGGCAGAAUACGACCCAAACGCCACGGGCAAGAUCCAUUAUACAGAAAUGUAUGAUAUGUUGAAGAAUAUGGAUCCGCCUCUGGGGUUUGGUAACAAAUGUCCAAAUAGACUAGCAUAUAAGAAGCUUAUUAGAAUGAAUAUGCCGCUAGACGAUGAGGGGAAAGUUAAUUUUACAACAACACUAUUUGCCUUAAUACGAGAAAACUUAAACAUCAAAAUGAGAUCUCCCGAGGAAAUGGACCAAGCAGAUGAGGAAUUAAGGGAAACAAUAACCCACAUUUGGCCAUUACAAGCGAAGAAGAUGCUCGACUUGCUGGUGCCUCGAAACGAUGUACUCAACGCUGGAAAACUGACCGUCGGGAAGAUAUACGCUGGUCUUCUUAUCCUCGAGAGUUGGAGAUCUACAAGGUUCAAGCAGAACGGUGUGCCGGCAUUCAACGAGAAUAGCCCUACGGCCAUUCAGCCGGUAGUAUUAAAAUAUUUUACGGAACGAAACUUUGAAUACUUUUUUCUUGCACUAUUCUAGAUAUUUUUCUUUAUCAUAAAUUUCUUCUCGCAUUGUGUUUAAAUAAAUUUACAUAUUUUAAUACAGAACAUUAAAUAAUUCACGAUGGCCUAUAGACUAAAUGGAUGGUCAAGAAAUAAACAAAAAAAUAAAAACUGUAGUUUAGAGAUUGAAAUAAUUAAAGAAUUUAGAAUUAGUACUAGUGACGCACUUGAUAACACAUUAGUUUGGCAAACCUGUGCAAAUGUGGCACGUUUGUCUGUCAAGUGUCCGUCAGGGCUUUGUAAACCACAACAUGAACCUGUCCUAUAGUUGCAAAAUAUGUAGUAGUGUAACGAAUGUGUGUGUUACAAUGUUUGAUACCGUGUCUCGUAGAUAGAAUAUCCUCUGUUCGUAGUCUGUUUGUCUUACCAAUGUGUGUCAUAUCGUCCCCUUUGCCUCUCGCUACAUCCUAUAAACAAAUAUUAAAUAUAUUCACAUUGUAUUUUAGUCUACUGUGAUCCAUUUAUUUUAUACAGUUUUCGGUAGCCUGCAUGGUGAACUGUUUCAAACUAUUCGACAGAUAUUUAUUUCAUUCUUCGCUUUUGAUAUCGUAAGAUUUUCGAUUACAUUUUGGCUCAAUCGAUAUUUACCAUCUUAGCAGCCUGGUGAUAUAAGAAACGUUAAAAUAUUGCGCUUUCUUGCUACCUACGCUCUUAUUUGCCUCCUGUAAUUUUUAUACUAUAGCAUAAGAAUUUGUUCGUAUAAAAAUCAUUAUUCUCAAGUCUGCGCAUGCUGGAGAACAAAAUAUACUUAGUCAUUCGACUAUUGUAUCGUUUUUCUGAAAUAUAAAAUGCAAACGUGAACUCGCAACCUCUGCCUCUGGCUUCAACUUUGUCGCACAUGAUUUUAUAUAUAGCACCCGUAUAUCCAAACAAGAUGCUUUGUAAUUUCAGCUCUUUCACGGUUUACCGACAUGGACUGAACAAAAUUUACUCUAACAAAUACAACUAACGUGUGAUAGUUGUUUUCUCAGAUACCUGUAGCCGAAUACCUCACUUACACUACAAUAUAUACAUUCUCAAUUCGGUUGUAUGUCCAUUCGUUGGAUCUCUUACACAGACGAUACACACAUGACACUAUUAAAGAGAACUCCAGCAUGGACAUGAUGUAUGGGAUGUUUGCGCAAACUCAUGUAGGCUUUAGCCGUUAGUGACUAUUGAGUCCUAUGCGCUUGUCGCUGUGUGACAUGAGCAUGCGCAAGUGUGCGUAUGUGGGGGGGAUGCGUGACGUGGGGUGCGUGUGUAGAAGG